UUGUCCUCGAGCACCGCGUGGGAUGGUGCAGUCCACUUGAAAAGGUGCUGAUAAACAGUAUACGGAAGGUAGAUUUAAUUUCACAGGACGGUCAUCAUCGACAUCAGCGAUGAAAUCCAGUCUGUACCUUGCUGUUUUGGUAUGCUGCUGUCUGACUGAAAUUUCAAGCCAGGCCACCGACUGUGAAAGGGUUAAAGAAAACUGUAUUUCAGAUUCAAGUGGAUGCAGGGUAGCAUGGGAUUUACUGAAUUUCUGCAAUAUGAGAGCAGAAGUAGAAGAAGACAUCAAACUUCAAUGGGAAUCAAGUGCUCUUGCCAAAUCUGAGCAUGGAAGUUCCAGAUCCUGUUUGGAAAUGACGAUGCUCUGUAUCCAGGAUGAAAUAUGUAAUCGGCUGCUGGUGCCUCAGAUAAAAGCAUGUUCUGAAAAUCAAAAUAAGUGCAAUGCUACCCAGUGUCAGAGAGCAGUGCAGAAGUUUUAUGACAAUCUACCACCAAAGGUUGCAGGAAUGCUGGUCUUUUGUGAUUGUGGUCCUUCAGAUGAGCCUUGUCAACAAGUACUGGGCGUUCUUCAUGCUCGGUUAUGUUCAGGAGACAGAGAUCUACCCCCAACAUGUCUUGAAGUGAUAGACAAAUGCAUGGAAGAUACAUUUUGCAGGGAGAGAUACAAACUACUCCAGUCAAAGUGCUGGGGAGAUGGAGAUGGAUUAUGUCAUGAUGAUGAUAAUGAUGAAGACUGUUUAGUAGCUCCAGCUGAAGAGGGCACGGCAUGUACGAGAUAUAAGGAAUGUAGAGCAGCUUACAUUGGCACAAGGGGAACCUUCCUUCAAGUUCCUUGCAUUUGCAAUGGUUUGCAAAAUACAGAACAAUCAACAUGCAAACGGUUCCAAAACAUGCUUCGCCACAGGGCCUGCUACACUCAUGUUUCCUAUCCUACAAGUGCACAUAUUCCACCAUCCAGAGGUACUCUCGAGACAGAGUUCACAACAACAGGAUUUUAUUCUUUAUUUACUGGUACAGUGAUCUGCAUCAUUGCCUACAUCAUAAUUAUAAUACUGGUGUCUGGUGUUAUCAUGUUGAUUUUGCACAAAACAAGAGUCUGUAGAACAUCUGACAGAACCCGAUAUCUUCCACCUGUUGACACAAUUGAUUGUCCUGUGGUAUACUGAAGUAAUUGUUGAUUUGACUUAUGUUGACUAACCUUGUAAGUAAUUUUGUGUUAUGCAUUUGGUGCCAAUAUUUUAUUAUUCAUUAGUAAUUGUAUUUAAAUAUUGAAGCAUUAUUUAUAGAUCUGUCUCAGGAAUGUAAAAUCCUGUGCCAGUGGGGCUGCUUUUAAAUAUAAAAUGAAUGAUUCCUGUGCUUUUGAUUAAACAUUUGUAACUGCAUGUGUUUAAUGCAAUUGUUAAUAAAAAGUAAUAUAUGUUGUAAAUUUAGAUAUACUUGAAGAAAUAAAAACAUUAAAGUAAAUGGUAGGAACGUAUAGCUUGUUGCUGCCUCGUGUUCUGUUCAUCACAUUAAACGUCAUGAUCUAUGCCACACAUUGAAAGAAGACAUGCUUUACAGUAAGUAUGACUUCUUAACUUAAACUGAUAACUUUUAUUUGUAUACUUGCCAUAGAAGUUGUUGUCUGAAUCCAGUUUAUUUUGUAGUGUUAUAUCAUGCUAUCAAAGUAGGUAACCCUGUUUAUCAAUCACUAAUGAUCCUGCAUGCAGGACCCUGGAACUAGGAUACACAAAUGGUUGGUUGUCCAAUCGCUCAGGUUAAAGUCUGUUUCUCAAGACCAGUCAA
Acipenser ruthenus (sterlet) is the source of this 1784-nucleotide messenger RNA. RefSeq names its product GDNF family receptor alpha-like. Gene Ontology annotation, molecular function: signaling receptor activity. The record is from RefSeq and is a predicted model, not a curated record. Gene Ontology annotation, biological process: nervous system development. The coding region runs from base 110 to 1165 and encodes 351 amino acids. Lineage: Eukaryota; Metazoa; Chordata; Actinopteri; Acipenseriformes; Acipenseridae. Gene Ontology annotation, cellular component: signaling receptor complex; external side of plasma membrane. The transcript is spliced from 8 exons.